Protopterus annectens (West African lungfish) is the source of this 389-nucleotide messenger RNA. Its product is annotated as histone H2B type 1-J-like. The record is from RefSeq and is a predicted model, not a curated record. Lineage: Eukaryota; Metazoa; Chordata; Ceratodontiformes; Protopteridae. Gene Ontology annotation, molecular function: DNA binding; structural constituent of chromatin; protein heterodimerization activity. Gene Ontology annotation, cellular component: nucleosome. The transcript has a single exon. Bases 1 to 375 code for a protein of 124 amino acids.
AUGCCAGAACAAGCAAAACCCGCUGCCCCUAAAAAGGGUUCAAAGAAGGUUGUGAAGAAACCAGCUAAGAAAGAUGGAAAGAAGCGCCAUAGGAGUCGUAAAGAAAGUUAUUCUAUUUACAUAUACAAGGUUUUGAAGCAGGUUCAUCCUGAUACUGGGAUAUCUUCUAAAGACACGAAUAUCAUGAAUUCUUCUGUGAAUUAUAUUUUUGAGCGGAUUGCUGGAGAAGCUUCUCGUCUAGCUCACUACAAGCGCUCGACGAUCAGUUUGCGGGAGAUUCAGACAGCGGUGCGGCUUUUGUUGCCUGGUGAGCUGGCUAAACAUGCUGUGUCCGAGGGCACCAAAGCUGUCACCAAGUAUACAAGUGCCAAGUAAGAGUCUUCCUUCCA